Vigna umbellata (rice bean) is the source of this 1911-nucleotide messenger RNA. The record is from RefSeq and is a predicted model, not a curated record. Lineage: Eukaryota; Viridiplantae; Streptophyta; Magnoliopsida; Fabales; Fabaceae.
AUGUCGAACUCAUUGGGCAAGCUGGUUCUGAAUUUCACUUCAGAGACGUCGUUUGUAGAUGAUAUUCAAGACGUUCGGCAAAGAUUGGCUAUGCUAAACAAUUUUGGGCUUAUUGUUUACACUAAUAAUGUGCAGGCACCAGUCACCGUCAGAGGGCUUCAUCUAAUUACUAUGGAAGCAAUGGAUUACAUCCAUUGGAUAACAAAGAAGAGGGCUGAUCGAUCUGACAGCAUCGGAAAUUUUUUAUUUUGGGUGAUGAUAGUAAGGAUGAUUGAGUUGUUAGAGAACGAGUUGGUAGCCAAACAAAACGCAGCAAAGGUGGAACAAUACUGCAACGUGCAUCUAAGAAGUAAGUCACAACAAGCUAAUGCUGAUGUUGAUAGUACUCUUGGUACCUCACCAGAAAAUCUAAGAAGGAUGUCACAACAAGCUAAUGCUGAUGUUGAUACUUCUCUUGGUACCUCACCAGAAGAUGGGGAUAUUAGAUUUCGAAGCCAUCUACUCAUUCAAACCAGUUCACAUUCACAAGAAGAUGUUCUUAUCAUCCAACAACUCACGAACUGUGUAAAGGAGCUUGAGAAGGAGAAUCAGAUGCUUGUUCCCAGGGUUUGUAGUCACGUGGACAAAUACCUUAAAGCCGUGUUUGACCCCAAGGAAGUACCGGAUCCCUACAUUAACUUGGUGAUGGAUUCACUUCCAUCGGAAAUUAUGAGGCACCUCAAAGAAACCGUGAUGCUGAUGGUGAAUGCAGGUUUCAUGGAGGAAUGCAGCGACAUUUACAUAAAAUGGCGAAGGGAGUUUCUAGAACAGUGUCUGCGGGCACUUGGGUGGCAAUUUCAGACGCCCAGCAAUGACGAUUUUGAGAAGUGGUUAAAAACGAGCAAGGCAGCUGCAAAGGUACUGUUUCCCAAUGAAAAGAGACUCUGCGAUUAUCUCUUUUCAGAGAGACGUUUUGAUGCGGAUGUCUUCUUCGAGAAGGUUUACAAGAAACUGACGACUGGUCUACUGAGUUUUGCCGAUAUCACCAUAACAACGGAGAGCCAUUUGCCGAAUCUUUUGUCCAACAUCGUCCCUAAAAUGUUGGAAUCAUUGCACGAGCUGAUAGGGGAGAUCUCAGCCAUGUGUUUUCCCAAAUUGUCGUGCGUACCUGAUCUUGAAGACUUUCGGAAAAAAUUGUCUAUUUUAUGCGGUUUGAGGAAUACUAUUUAUACUAAUAAUGUGCAGGCACCUGUCAUCCACGGAGGGCUUCAUCUGAUAACUUGGGAAACAAUGAACUACAUCCUUGAUAAUUCUGGCAACAUUGGAUAUUCUUCAUUUUGGGUGGUGAUAGGAAGGAUGAUUGAGUUGUUAGAGAGCGAGUUGGAAGUGAAAUCUAAAGACUACUACGCUGACCCCGCAUUAGGCUAUAUUUUUAUGAUCAAUAAUCUCAGCUACAUAGAACAAAAGACGCGUGAUUUAGAAUUCCACGAUGAUUGGUUUCGACAAAACACAGCAAAGGUGGAACAAAAGUGCAACCUAUAUCUAAGAAGGUCGUGGAAUAAGAUGGUGGAGUUUUUGAAGGUUGAGACAAAGGAGUGGGCCGAAGCUCAUGUGGUAGCGGAGUUAAUGAUAGAAAAUAUCCGUUUGUUCAACCUGCACUUUGAGGAGACAUGCACAAUUCAAUCUACAUGGACGGUCUCUGAUAAACAACUGAGGGAACGAAUAAUAAAAUCCAUUGAAGGGUUCUUGUUGCCAGAAUAUGGAAAAUUUUAUAACAGCUUUCUAGUUGUUCUUGGUAAUCAAGCUGACGAGUAUAUUGAGUUUGGAUUUCAAGACAUUCGAAAUUGUCUCAGCAAUUUGUUUCUUCUAGAUGAGGAGACGAAUCUAGAAUACAAGAAAAAUGUAUGAAGUUUGCAAUAAUUUAGAAUACAA